AUGCGCGUCCGCAUGUGCUUCGACGAUCUCGCCUGGGAACAGAGUGAAAAUGUAUCGGACGCCUGGAUCUCGAGCCUCUUCAAGGAAGAAACCUUGAUGGCAAUCGGCAGAUUUAUUUUAAGGCAUCGGAAAGGCACUCCGGUUGAGUUAUGUGACCCUAAAGCAGGGGCGUUCAAUGCGUCAUUUCGGAUGACAUUCGAGGAUGGCGGAUCUGCCCUGAUUCGCUUCCCCAAGCCGGGUGCUACGAUGUUUCCAGAGGAGAAAAGCCUUGGCCCGUUUAUCAUCAUGGAGUACAUUGACCAUGCGAUGAGCAUGAGCGAGGCACUAAACACGCCGGGCUUUGCUGUCGAGGACCGUCCUAUUCUCAAUCCGCGCAUUGAUGAAGAGAAGCUCAAGAUGCUCUACGGACAGGCUGCAGACAUUUUGCUUCAGCUAUCAACUCUCUCACUCCCAAAAAUAGGAUCUCUAAGCCAGAUUGAUGACUUUACGUGGGAAGUAACACGAAGGCCUCUAUCUAUCAACAUGAACGAACUUGUUCGUGUAGGAAGCCUACCUCGCUCAAAGCUGCCAAAGCCGGCUGCUACCUUUGGAACAGCAUCUGCUUACUUUAGUGCGCUGGCAGAUCUUCAUCUUGACCAUUUAAUACACCAGCGUAACGAUGCUGUUGAUUCCGAGACAGAUUGCCGCCGAAAAUAUACUGCCAGGACGCUCUUCUCCCAGCUCAUCGCAGAAGGUCGAUUGACAACCACACCUACAAACAAUGGCCCAUUCAAGUUAUGGUGCGACGACCUCCGACCAUCCAACAUUUUGGUCAAUGAAAAUAUGCAAAUCCUGGGAGUUGUGGACUGGGAGUUUACCUAUGCCGCACCAGUCGAAUUCUCCCAUGCCCCACCAUGCCGGAAUAUUGGCCGGAGGGCACUGCGCGAGCAAGAAGACGUAGCCCUUGGGCGAGGCACCUUGAAACACAACCAGCGGCUUUCCGUCCCAAUGAAGCAAAGUUGGGAAAACGGUGGCUUUUGGGCUGUAUACGCAGCAAGAAAGAACUUUGCGUUCGAUACCGUGUUUUGGAAGAAACUCGACGAGAGGUACCUUGGACCGCGAAUGAGCAACGACGAAGAUGUUUGGCGGGAGAGGAUCGAGCUACUCAGCAAAGAGGAUCGAGAAACAAUGGAUCAGGUUGUCCAGCGAAAACUCGAUGAGAUGAAGGACAGGAUUCUCGCCUGGGAGGCAGACGAGGUGGUUGAGCCGGAUGCCAGCGGGCACUAUGGUCGAGACGGUAGCCUCAUUCCAGCCAUUGAGAAAAUGUUCUGGUUCUUAGCCUUAUCAGGGAGGACGUUCAAUGGACUUCUUGAUCUAUCGUCUGAUGAAAACUUCUACAAGGUAGAGCUUCCCAAAGUUGAUGAAAUGAAUCCCAGAUCUGUUUCGUCCUCGCUCCACCAGGUUGAACAACAUGACAUUGUCGUGAGAUAUGGUGGUGGUAUGCUAUCAAACCGAGAACCUUUAACCAGCCUCGGAGCCAGAGUCAAGCUGGCAGUGCUGACUUGA
Molecule: messenger RNA, 1545 nt
Organism: Uncinocarpus reesii 1704
Lineage: Eukaryota; Fungi; Ascomycota; Eurotiomycetes; Onygenales; Onygenaceae
Exons: 6
Coding region: 1-1545 (514 amino acids)
Source: RefSeq, a predicted model, not a curated record